Messenger RNA from Eremothecium cymbalariae DBVPG#7215, 1422 nucleotides. It is a transcript of the gene TDA3, whose product is annotated as Tda3p. The coding region runs from base 1 to 1422 and encodes 473 amino acids. The transcript has a single exon. Gene Ontology annotation, cellular component: late endosome; cytoplasm. Lineage: Eukaryota; Fungi; Ascomycota; Saccharomycetes; Saccharomycetales; Saccharomycetaceae. The record is from RefSeq and is a predicted model, not a curated record. Gene Ontology annotation, biological process: retrograde transport, endosome to Golgi. Gene Ontology annotation, molecular function: oxidoreductase activity.
AUGGCAACGCAGUACGUUGAUCAGUUAGAGUUUUCAUCUUAUCCGAGUGGGAAGUCGCAAGGGAAGCAUCACAUCAUUAUAGUUGGUGCUGGAAUUAUUGGUGUGUGUACUGCUUAUUACUUGACGAGACACCCGGACUUUGAUGCAAGAAAGUACCAUAUCACUGUUAUCGAGUCUAAGCGGGUGGCCGGAGGUGCCUCUGGUAAGGCAGGAGGGUUAUUAGCUAUGUGGGCGUUUCCGCAGCAGAUUGUGCCUCUUUCUUUUCAAUUGCAUCAGGAAUUGUCCGACGAAUACGACGGGGAAAAUAACUGGGACUACAGGAGAUUAACUACAGUUUCAUUGGAGGCAGAUGUACAGGAAACAUUUGAAAGCGAUUGUUUCGCUUCAAGGGAAACUCCGUCAGCGUAUGACUUAAAAGUCCCUCUACCUAAGAAGAAAAAGCGAUCAGGAAAUAGUAAGAGGCCCAUGUCCUCUUCUUUAAGCAGUUCUGCUGCUGAGAAUGAAAUGAAGCAAGGAGAUGUGUUUCUGACAGAUAAGGAUGCUCAGGAAUCUGAAGGCGAAUGUAGAAAUCCUACCAACUUACCAGAAGACCUAAAUUGGAUUAGAACUAACCUAGUUCGUGAUUGGUCGUCUCUUGGGGGGACUGGUUCCACUGCACAAGUACACCCUUAUAAAUUUUGCCAUUAUUUAUUGAAUAAGGCGGUUGAAACAGGUGCUGUUGACUUAAUUCUAGGUAAGGUUACUCAAAUUUUAUUUGAUGAUGUCUUUACUGUUUCAGGUGUAAGCUAUAUACCGAAUAUGGAUAAUCCAGAGGAACAGGCUAGGGUGAAAGAGGUUAAUAUCUUGGAUACACAACAGUUAGUUCUCUGUAUGGGGCCAUGGACGUCAAAAAUAUUGCCGGAUUGUCCGAUAUCAGGACUUAGAGCCCAUUCUAUUACGAUUAAACCCUCAACGGGCACUGUGUCUCCGUACGCAAUUUUCACAGAGUUAAAAAUUGGCUCUAACAAAUAUUUUUCUCCAGAAAUGUACGCAAGAAAGGAUGAAGUUUAUGUGUGUGGAGAAGGUGAUACUCUUGUGGAACUACCAGAAACAACUGAUGCUGUUGAAGUGGUGCGUGAAAAGUGCGAUGAACUCUACCACUAUGUUUCUAAGUUAUCUCCAAAUCUUUCUAAGGGCCACAUCUUAAAAAGACAAGCUUGUUAUUUACCUGUUUUAAAUGUUCCAACAAGCUCAGGACCAUUGAUUGGUGAGACGAACGUAGAAGGAUUAUAUGUUGCCUCUGGUCAUUCCUGUUGGGGCAUCAACAAUGCCCCUGCGACUGGUAAAAUCAUGAGUGAGUUAUUGUUGGAAGGUGAGGCUAAGAGUGCAGAUAUUUCUGCCCUAGAUCCUGGGUUAUACUUUGACGCUUCUGUGUUUGAAUAA